This is a messenger RNA of Cyprinus carpio (common carp), 5386 nucleotides long. Its product is annotated as leiomodin-1-like. Gene Ontology annotation, biological process: pointed-end actin filament capping; myofibril assembly; muscle contraction. Bases 364 to 2124 code for a protein of 586 amino acids. Gene Ontology annotation, cellular component: myofibril; striated muscle thin filament. The record is from RefSeq and is a predicted model, not a curated record. The transcript has 7 exons. Lineage: Eukaryota; Metazoa; Chordata; Actinopteri; Cypriniformes; Cyprinidae. Gene Ontology annotation, molecular function: tropomyosin binding; actin binding.
ACAUCUGAGAGUUUUAAGACUUCUUCAAACAAUAGCUCACAAAUCUGCACAGAACGUUCUUUCCAUUUUAAUGACUACUAAAAAUAACUCACUCGGUCCAGCUGGGUUCAGCCAUCAGCUGUAAUUAUUCUAGAUAAGUUUCGUUUGUUUGAUGCCCCCACAGAUUUAAUGAGGAUGUUGAUAUUUAUCAAUAAUUACACCGAAAUGAAAGCAAAUGGAAACUAAUUUAGAAUGUGAAUAUGGUGAUUAAGAUGUCGAAAGUCAGGUAACAAUUAACCAAAAUCAGAUAUUCAAACAGUCAAAAGACAAACAGCUUCUCAGAUUUAAUGUGCUGUGGUGAAUAAUGUAUUUUGUGUUUAAUUUAUGAAGGGAGGGGAUGGCAGAAGGAGAGAUCGACUCCGCCGGAUGAGGAGCAGAGAGUUUUCCAGGUCGCAGAGUGGCGAUCCUCCCGACACAGAGAGCAGAAAUGCUGAGAGCGAAAAAGAUAACGAGAGAGCAAGAAAAAGCGAGGAUGAUUCUAGGAAUGUAUCUGAUGAAGAAGACAAAGGCAAAGAGAAGAAAAGGGAGGAGGAGAAGAGAGAAAGAGAGAGAACAGGUAAUAAGACAGAAAGUGGAAAAGAGCUUUCUAUGAAAGAAAGAGGAAGCAGCAAAACUCUAGACCUCAUAUCUAAACUGCAAGAGAAAAAAGAAUAUAAGAAAGAAAGAGGGAGGAAUGAGAUGAAAAAAGCAAGUGAAAACUCCAAAAUACGAGGGUUUGUCUCCAAACUGCAAGGGGAUAAAGACACUGAAGACCUAAAAGUAAAAGACAAUGAGGCAGAAGUCAAGAAACAAUAUGAAAGCAGAAAUAAAACCAUAGAAGAACCGAAGAACAACAGAGCAGGAGGAAGAAUAAACCUGUUAGAAACAGAGGAGAAGAAAAGCAGAUUUAGAAAUAUAGAAGAAAGAUGCAGAAGAAGAGAGAGAGAAGAGGAGGAUGAGAAACUUCACUCACAGAGAAAUACAACCAGAGCACAGAAAGAGAGUGAAGAAGAAAAAGUGAAACAAUCAGAAAACAACGAGGUGAAAAUAUCUACCAUUUCCACCUAUAACAGCUCAUUGAACUCUCAUGGCGUGGAUGACCGUUCUGGUACUACUGAGGAGGAUGAGUCUUUUAGCGAAGAUUUGGACAGUGACACUGGCUUCAGCAUGUUUGAUGACCUUCUGGAGCAGGUUCGCAGCGAUGACCCUGAACUAACAGAGAUCAUCGUCAAUAAUUCAGACACCAUUAAGACAGACACCCUGAUACAGUUUGCAGAAGGUCUUCGCAGCAACACUCACAUCAGAACCUUCUGCCUUGCAAACACGAGAGCGGAUGAUCAUGUCGCGUUCGCCAUCGCUGCAACCCUACGAAAUAAUUCAACCCUCACCAGCAUCAACCUCGACUCGAAUCAUUUGACAGGCAAAGGCAUCCUGGCCAUUAUCAACUCUCUUCAGCACAACAGCACGCUUAUGGAGCUGAGGUUUCAUAACCAGAGACACAUUUGCGGAGGGAAGACUGAAAUGGAGAUGGCCAAAGUCUUACGUCACAACUCUUCACUGCUGAAGCUGGGAUACCACUUUGAGUUGGCUGGGCCCAGGAUGGCCAUGACGAACAUCUUGAGCCGGAACAUGGACAGGAAGAGGCAGCAACGACUAGAAGCACAAAAACUUGCCAGACAGGAGUCCGACUCCACCCCAUGUGAAGAUAAGAGUUCACCUGAGAAGAAUAAGCCAACAACUUCGCCCAUCAACACUCAAAAGAAAGACUCUAAAUUUGCUUCCCAUUCAAAAUUCACUUGUUCUCAGGAAACUCCCAAAGCUCCGCCCACAAAGCUACUGUCUAGACACCUACCAUCAGAGGUAACAGGAAAGAAAGAAGGGCCAAAAGGAAGUCGACAAGCUCCUCCUCCUCCACCCCCUCCCGGCCCAGCAUUAGAUGUUCAGGCCCUGAGGAGGUUGCUGACCCCGAUCUCUCAGAGGAAACCAGACAGCAGUGCAGCUGUCCAACAGACGGACAGGAGCUCCAGAGAUCAGCUGCUGGACUCGAUCAGAAACAGCAGCAUGAACGCUCUCAAAAAGGUUGAGAUCCCUAAGUGGUUGAGAUAGUAUCUGUCCAGUGUACGUGCUUCUACCUUCAGAUUCCCCUGCAGUCCUCCAGUGACCCGUCAUCAUGGAGGAGUCACUGAAUCCUCAAGUUGAGAUUCCUCCUUAACUGGUUCAGACACUCCAAAAUACAGCCAGUUUGGAUUAUUCGAUAUCUAAACACUUGAGGUGGGAGACUUUGCUAUCUGAGUGUGAUUUUUUCAGGACUGACGGCUAAGCAGUCAACAUUCAAUCUUUGUGGGGCAUCUGUUGGUGUUUAAGGACCCUCAGAGAAAGAUUUGUCAAAUAAAUUAGAUACAUUCAGACUAUUGGUUUUGGCAUGCUUACAAUAUUCUUAAAUACUAAUAUAUAAUAAAGUACUAAUCCUUACUCUGUCUAGAAUGCAAUAUGCUAAAUAAACCUCUAAAUAUUCUCAGAAACCCCACAAGUAUGAUCUUCUGUCAUGUUAUGUGUUUGUAAAUUGAGGAACCUUCUUACAUAAGAUCUAUAAACUAUUCUGAUUAUGAAUGUGGUAUUGAGUUUAACUUCAUGUUAAAUCUUUUUAUGGCCAAGGAUUUUUUUCUGGACUUUUGGAGUUUUUAGUUUGGGCUUCUGUAUUAAAAUAUAUUCACUCCUGUUAAAAAAUUAUUUUAUUAUUAUUUUGUUCAUCAUGGUUUCAUUACAAAUGCUAUUCAUCAAACUGUUCAUCAAACAACCCUCCAUUUGUAUCAGUGACAGCUGUGCACACAAUAUACAUUCUAGUAUUGAGUUUAUUAAAAUAUUGAGGUGAAGGUUCAUCCCAUGCAUUCUGCAGCAUAUUUUGAUAAAUUAUAUACUGCCUCAUUAAAUGUAAAUAUUAAUUAAUUUAAAACCAUAAAUCGAUGAUAGUGUACAAUACAAGGAGGGAAAUUAGAACAAUUAGAACAACCCACUUCCUCUCACAUCUGCAGAAUUUACCACAUCCAUGGGCAGCAUUUAUUGAUAAAUAACUAAUAUAUAAUUUAGAUAUCACUUGAAAAAUUUUGCAUUAGCAAAUAUGACCUACCUGAGAUCUCUGUAUAUGUAAUCUUAACUGAUGUGUAUUAGACGUUUUGUCUGUAUUGCAUUGGACUUUAUGAAGCAUUGCAUUGGAUUUUAUGAAUUUUAGCUGGAUGACAAAUUGGUAAAUUAACCUCCACAAAUGAUUCCUGGUAUUGAUUAAAUUUGAUUUUUAAAAAGGGAACAGAGGAUCGAAUGCUCAGACUAUAAACUCUGAACUCUUUUGUUGUUUUCCCUGCAAUGAAUGUGAUGUAAUUAAAAUGUGAAGUGUUUAUUUUGUGGUUAAAGAAGACAGACCUAACUGUUGUCUCUGUACCACAGUAUCAUAUAACAGGAGCAAUUCAUGUAUCCCACCUACAGGUGGCAGAGGGAUCAAAAAUACCCAAACGCAAAGCAGACACUAGAUGAAAUGUGGACUACCCUUUGUCGAAGUAAUUCAUGGUCAUUUCUCUGUAGAAGAAAACUGAAGACAUGGUAUAUACUGUAUGUAGAUAUUGCUGUAAAACAAAAAUAGCUGUGACGAAGAGAAAUAGGAACAUAAAGCAUAAUUCACAGCAGAGAAAUUAAAUGACUUAGUAAAUAUAUUUUAGGGCAGAUUGAUGUUCAUGGAAAUUCACAGCCCGUUUUUAUUAGAAGAAGAAAACAGAGAUAUUAACAGCUGAAACACUGUUUCCAUCUUUUGUCUUUGCAUAAUCACAUAUGUCCUUGCAAAUGCAUCAGUGACAAAAAGUGUCAACUCCACUUCUGUUCGGCUUCAUUUCCUUCCUGAGCCGAAGACUGCUAUUGUGUUUGCCCUUGCAGCCAUGUCAGUUACAGCUAAACGGUCAUUGGUUCCUUCUUUUGUAUGUUAGUCGCGCUCUCUCUCUCUCUCUCUCUCUCCCUCCUUUCUUUUUUUCUCAAAAGCACUGUUCUUCUAGUAACUGAUUGAACUAACAAGUGAGAGACAGUAUACAGAUUUUAUCGUGUUAUGAUUUUAUGCUGUAUUUUGUUAUAAAGAGGAUAUCUUGCUUAAAGAGGAUGUGAUAAAUUAGGGAGAAUGAAAGUCCAUCUAAAGAUUCUCUCUGUUUUUGUAGUUUUGACCGGUGUGUUGAUGAAGUCUGGAAAUGUUUAUGAGGGAACAGUGGGUGGAACGGUGGAGAUCAGAUGUCCAUAUCUAGAUGACUAUAAAUUUACACCCAAGUACUUUUGUCGUGAUCCCUGUAAAUAUGUUUUGAUUAAAAGUGCAAAGCCUGAUCAGGUCAUCUCAGAUGGAAGAUACUCUUUAAUUAAUAUUGUGAAUGGACUGUUCUUUUCUGUAACCAUCAAACAUCUCAGACUCACUGACUCUGGUGUUUAUUACUGUGGAAUUGAUCAAUGGUUCAGUGAUACACUGAAUAAAGUUAAUCUGUCUGUCCGUCCAGCAGCUCCUGUGAACAGAUCUACACACAACCCUGAAAACCCACACAUAACAUAUAUAUGGACAACAACACUAACCUCUACAGGUACAAGUUCAUCCAUUCAGCAAUUACCAUCAACAGUCCAUUCGCCAGGUUCCACUCCUCCCGUCAACAGCACUGUUGAUGUCACUGUGGUUUGUACAGGUGUAUUGUCAUUCCUGGUUUUCUGGAUCCUUGUGGCUUUAGUGGUUAUUUACAGGAGAAGAUCAGAUGCAAAGUCCAGAUAUACAGCUCAAGAUCCACCAGACUUCAACCAGGCUGUGGAAGAUGGCUGUUACCUCUGUGAAGAAACAAUAGUAGUGUAUUGUUUGGAUGAUCCACCUAAAGAAGACAGUUUUUCUCUAAUCCAUUCAACUGUAUAUUACUGUGAUCGCAUGACUCAGAAACAAAGUCAUUCUGGAAAAUAUACAGUUUCUGUAACAAGUCAAUAAAAAAAGCAAAUGGUUUGCAGAGUAACUUUAGCCAUCCAUCAGUCUGAUGGCCAAAUGAAAGUCAGUUCACCAUUUCCUGGGUGGCAGAUUGGUUGCUCUGCUGCAUUCAAAUUUAACUCUGUUGCAGAGCAUUUGUGGUGUAUGUGGUCAAAGAAUAGAACAUUUAGCAAAUUAUAGUGUCUUGUCAGUUGCAAACAAACUAAGGAACUGUGCCCUAUAUAAUUAUCUGUGUGCUCAUAGCCUAUUUUACUGUGGUCAAAUAUUAUAGCCUAUAUGUUGAAUAUUUAUGAGCACUAAAUUUACAGUUUGGUGAUAAAUCUAUAAAGCUUUUAAUUUACUUGGCAGAACAAAGUAAAAUUUUAUCUAAUAGCUGAAGGGCCC